GAAGAAAGCUACAAUUGGGCUGGAAUUGACAGCGACUCUUCGGAUUUUUUUCUUACAUUUACUACGCUUUCCCAGCAACCAAACACAGAAUGAAAAUUGAGAGACUGACGGCUACACCUUGCAGCUCAAACCGAAAGCGGAAACAAGAGCUAGGGUUUUCGAUCUGAUCUUCUGGGCCUUGAUUGCUCAUUCGCUAUAGGAGCAGAGCCUCGCGCUUUCCUUCGUGCUUUCGAGUGUAGGGUUUGUUUGGUACUCCGGUCUGUCUCCCCAUUCUGAAACAGAGUGUAGGGUUUGUUUGGUACCCCUCCUCUUUUGCCAUUUCCAUCUACCGUCUUGAUCUUUUUCUUCUUCUUCUUCUUCAAAACCCUAGAACACUUGAGAAGGAGAGGAGUAAUUAAAAAAAGGCAUCAAGAUGAGGAUCAUGAUAAAGGGAGGCGUGUGGAAGAACACGGAGGAUGAGAUCCUCAAGGCGGCGGUGAUGAAAUAUGGGAAGAACCAGUGGGCGCGAAUCUCCUCUCUCCUCGUUCGCAAGUCCGCCAAGCAGUGCAAGGCUCGCUGGUACGAGUGGCUCGACCCCUCCAUUAAAAAGACUGAGUGGACCAGAGAGGAGGAUGAGAAAUUACUCCAUCUUGCUAAACUCAUGCCCACACAGUGGAGAACAAUUGCCCCAAUUGUUGGUCGUACUCCAUCCCAGUGCCUUGAGCGGUACGAGAAACUCCUUGAUGCAGCUUGUGCUAAGGAUGAGAACUAUGAACCAGGUGAUGACCCUCGGAAAUUGCGUCCUGGAGAGAUUGACCCGAACCCUGAGUCAAAGCCUGCACGUCCAGAUCCUGUGGAUAUGGAUGAGGAUGAGAAAGAAAUGCUUUCUGAGGCACGAGCUCGGUUAGCCAACACCAAAGGUAAGAAGGCAAAGAGGAAAGCCAGGGAGAAACAGCUUGAGGAGGCCAGGAGGCUCGCUUCUUUACAGAAAAGGAGAGAACUGAAGGCUGCUGGAAUUGACAACAGGCAACGCAAGAGGAAGAGGAAGGGCAUAGACUACAAUGCGGAGAUUCCCUUUGAGAAGAAGCCUCCUUCAGGCUUUUUUGAUGUUGCUGAUGAGGAUAGACCAGUGGAGCAGCCCAAGUUCCCGACCACAAUUGAAGAACUUGAAGGGAAAAGAAGAAUGGAUGUGGAAGCACAAUUAAGAAAGCAAGAUGUCGCAAAGAAUAAAAUUGCACAAAGGCAGGAUGCUCCAUCGGCUAUUCUACAAGCCAACAAGAUGAAUGAUCCAGAAACAGUUAGGAAGAGGUCAAAACUUAUGCUUCCUGCACCCCAGAUUUCCGACCAUGAAUUGGAGGAAAUUGCAAAAAUGGGUUAUGCUAGUGAUCUUCUUGCUGGGAGUGAGGAACUUGCUGAAGGGAGUGGUGCGACACGUGCUCUUCUUACAAAUUAUGCCCAGACACCACAGCAAGGAAUGACAACACCUUUACGAACUCCACAAAGAACACCUGCUGGUAAGGGCGAUGCUAUUAUGAUGGAAGCAGAAAAUCUGGCCAGGUUGAGGGAAUCUCAAACACCAUUAUUAGGGGGAGAGAAUCCAGAGUUGCACCCUUCUGAUUUUUCAGGGGUCACUCCUAAGAAAAGGGAGAUCCAAACACCAAAUCCUAUGUUGACUCCUUCAGCAACUCCUGGAGCUGUUGGUCAUACGCCUAGAUUUGGCACGACACCAUCAAGAGAUGGCUAUUCUUUUAAUAUGACGCCUAAGGGAACUCCCAUCAGGGAUGAGCUCCAUAUUAAUGAAGAUAUGGAUAUGCAUGAUAGUGCAAAACUUGAUCAAAGAAGACAAGCUGAUUUGAGAAGGAACUUGCGCUCAGGCCUUGGCAAUCUUCCACAGGCGAAGAAUGAGUACCGAAUAGUUAUGCAACCAGUUCCAGAAGAUAAUGAAGAACCAGAGGAGAAGAUUGAAGAAGAUAUGUCUGAUAGGAUUGCCAGAGAAAAGGCCGAGGAAGAGGCAAGACAGCAGGCAUUACUUAGGAAGAGAUCAAAAGUACUGCAGAGGGAACUCCCUAGACCUCCUACUGCUUCAUUGGAUCUAAUUAGAAAUUCUCUUAUUAGAGCAGAUGAAGACAAGAGCUCCUUUGUUCCUCCUACUUCCAUUGAGCAGGCUGAUGAAAUGAUAAGAAAGGAGCUUUUAACCUUACUAGAGCAUGAUAACGCAAAGUAUCCACUUGACAAAAAAAUGAACAAGGAGAAAAAGAAAAGUGUCAAGCGCUCUGCAAAUGGUUCUGAUUAUGUCCCUGAGAUAGAUGAUUUUGGAGAAGAUGAGGUGAAAGAGGCUGAUUAUUUGAUAGAGGAAGAGGUUCAGUAUCUUCGUCUGGCAAUGGGGCAUGAAAAUGAAUCCCUUGAUGAAUUUGUUGAAGCACACAAAACUUGCCUAAAUGAUCUGAUGUACUUCCCUACCCGCAAUGCUUAUGGUCUCUCAAGUGUUGCUGGAAACAUGGAGAAACUUGCAGCCUUGCAGAAGGAAUUUGAAAAUGUGAAAAAGAAGAUGGAUGGUGAUAAAGCUAAGGCAGAAAGCCUUGAGAAUAAGGUUAAAGUUCUCACACAUGGUUACGAGACACGGGCUAAAAUGACUCUCUGGCCAAAGGUGGAAGCAACCCUCAAGCUGAUGGACACUGCUGCAACGGAACUUGAGUGCUUCAAAGCUUUACAAAAGCAAGAGCAAUUAGCAGCUUCACACCGGAUAAAUAGUUUAUGGGAGGAAGUUCAGAAGCAAAAGGAGCUGGAACGAACUUUGCAGAGGCGGUACGGGGAUCUUGUGGCAGAGCUAGAUAGGAUACAACACCUCAUGGAUGAAUACAGAAUACAAGCACAAAAGCAAGAGGAAAUUGCAGCCGAGAAUCAUGCUCUUGAGUUGGCAAAGGCUGCAGAAGAUGAAAAUGCAGGCCAGCAAAUGGAUGCUGAGCAAGAACAUGCUUAUGCCAGUCCAAAACCCGAUAUGGAUGUUGAUACCCAGAAUGAGCAUGCUCCACUGUGCAUGGUUGAAAGUUUGUCUACUAGUAUGCCGGAUGCCGUGGGGGGAGAGAAGACAACACCAGUACAAGGUUAUAGUUCUGAAGGUACUACUGAUAUUCAGCUCUCCCAUUCAGAUAGAGAUAACCCUAAUGGAGUUCCAGAAAUAGUUGUAGGGGAGGAAAAUAAGACGGUUAUUGAGUCGGUUGAUGGGGCUGCUGCUGCUGCCGAUAUAACGCCUGAGGUUACCAAGGUGAAUCCAAAUUUUGAGGAUCAACAGAAUGUAGCGGAAGCCACAAACCGAGAUUGUGUCGUCAACAAGGAAGAAGAUUGUGUCCCAGAAACAGAUGACAACAAUGGUUGUGCCAACGGGGAUGCCAUGCAGGUCUCUGGUGCCCAAGGGGGCAUGCUGAAUUCAGCUGGUGAUAGCACUAACCAAAUGCCUAAUGUGUUGAAGGCUGAGCCUUUACUUGAUGGUGAUUCUGCUGAGAAACAAACUGAAACGGCAGAUAUGAAUACCAAUUCCAAGCAGGUCAUCACAAAGUUGGACGACUGAUGACUUUUUACUGUUCUCAGGAAUUGAUGAAAUCUUCAAUUGAACUUUCUGUUGUUGCUCAAGUGGUGAAGUGAGCGGUAACCGGGAGAUUUGGUACUGUUCUCUGAUUCUCAUUAUUCUCUACUGUUUUUUUCUUAUUAAAACACACCAAAAAAAGGUGAAGAGAGAUGGACAAGAUGUUAGUUUGGUGUCGAGUACGGUGCAACUGUUAUUUACUGAGAAACAGAAACUGUUGUAGAUUUUGUUUUCCUCCUCCUAUAAUGUGGUGUCAGUCUUCUUUAAGGUUUAAAUGAUUUGUAUCAUCAAGUACCCUAUAUUCUAGGUUUUGCAUUUUUGCUUAAUCCGGUGGUACCUCGUUGUAAACAAAGACUGAUGUUGAAGCUAAAUAUAGAAUCUUCUCCUUAAAUUUCA
Messenger RNA from Corylus avellana, 3958 nucleotides. It is a transcript of the gene CDC5, whose product is annotated as cell division cycle 5. Gene Ontology annotation, biological process: mRNA splicing, via spliceosome. NCBI's taxonomy places the organism in Eukaryota, Viridiplantae, Streptophyta, Magnoliopsida, Fagales, Betulaceae. Gene Ontology annotation, cellular component: spliceosomal complex; Prp19 complex. The record is from RefSeq and is a predicted model, not a curated record.